CUUAAUCACUGUGCAUUUUUUAAAUUUCCUGGUAUUUCUUUUAAUUAUUAUCAUAUAUGGUUACUUUCCUGACAGGUCAUAGCUUUUUCUUUUUUUGUUAAUCCUCUGCUACUUUUCAAACCGCCUUCUGUCUAUCAUCAGCUGGCUUUUUGUUUAUUCUUCCCAGUGUGAUCGCCUUGGUUACAAAUUUACAAUUCAUUCAUUCCAGGCACCUUCUCAAAUAAGUAUCUCCGUUAGCUUAGUUUUCUUAUCAUGCUUGACACCCAAAUCUAUUCUUUAAAUAGAUGAUUUCUGGUUCAAUAUUUUUCAAGCGGACGGAGCAUCUCAAUUCUCUGGAAUGACAAAAGGCAGAGAAACAAUCAAAUGACAUGAAAGCCGAACCAGCAGUAACAAAAAGUUUUAGUAUUCAUCAACUCUCAUGGACGCUGUCUUCCACCUCGAUGAAGCAUCCCGUGCUGAAUUUCUCCAAUUUCUCAUGCACUCCACCGGCGGCACAUACAUUUGCCUAUGGUCAUACUCCUACCUGCAUCAAGCAAACUGUUUAAUUGGUUGGGACGGAUGUUUCAAUGAAGAAAACACCCAGCCCGGAGCUUUGGGGCUCUUCGUCGAAUAUCGGCAAUUAAUAUUCCCUCUUGAAAAUGAUAAGUACGACAAAAUUUUCAUUACCAAAUUUGUUCUAUUUGAUCAGUUAAGUUAUAUUUUAGGCAUUAACCUUUUAGGGUUUCUGCUCUACAGUGGCCUCUUUCCAGGAUUUGCUUUCAGGAAUAAUAGGCCCUACGUUGAACUGGGGGAACCGGAGCUUCGCAACCGAGCAUCCCAUCGGACACAGCGACAGUUUUAUCAGGAAGCAGGAAUUAAGACGGCUGUAUUCAUGGGAUGCAGAAGUGGAGAGAUUGAGUUAGGGUUCUCCAAUGUGGUACAACUUAACAUGGAGAUGGAGGUGAGAAGUUUUUUCCCAGAUGACUUUUCAAGACAAUUAUCUUCCAUAGGAGAUCAGCUUCCCCAACCAACUGAUCCGAACAGGCCAUCUUCGUCUUCGUCAUCGUUAAGGUCACUGUCUGCGGGUAGUCCAGACUCUUCUUUGAUCUUCACCAUCCCAAGCGCCUCUCACCUUCAGGUUCCGACGACUGAAACAACAACCUCUUCAAUGCAAGCAAUCUCUUCUCCAAUCGACCAUCCACACCAACAAGCCAUGCAAGCCUUAUCUCAAAUGCGGAGCAAUAUUCAGUUACCAACAAUAGAGAGCGAAAAUGAUGCGAUGAUCAAAGCAAUCCUUGCUGUUCUAACCUCCCCUUCUUCUUCUUCUUCUUCUUCAAUAGCCCAUCAUCCCCAACAAAGCCAAAAUUUACCUCACAAUUACCAGCUAAACCCCAAAGCUUGUAGUGCGUUUAAACGAUAUGCUUCGGCGUUAGCGCCAACAACACCAGUGAGGGCCAGUUUACGAGCUCAAAGUAUGCUGAAACGAGCCAUUUUGUUUUAUAGAAAAUGCAAUUUAGCGAGGUGUGAACAACUGCUGCGAAGCCGCCCCACUAGCAGUCAAUUGCACCAUAUGAUUUCAGAACGAAAAAGGCGAGAAAAGCUCAAUGAAAGUUUCAUUGCAUUGCGAUCUCUUCUUCCUUCUGGCACCAAGAAAGACAAAGCGUCGGUGCUUACUAGUGCGAGGGAGUGCUUAACCUCAUUGAAAGCUCAAAUUGUGGAGCUUAGUCGGCAAAACCAGUUACUUGAAGCUCAGCUUUUGCCUUCAAGAGAAGCUGCCGGUGGGGAAGCAAAUGGUUCAUCAAAUGAGAGAAUAGGUGUUCGGAUUACACCUGCAUCCGAAUCAACAUCCGAACAAAGAAUCACUGACCUGAGAGUCAGUGUCAGAGGAGAACGGCCGAUAGUGGAUAUCUUAAUCCACCUGCUAGAAUUCUUGAAGCUCGACAGAAAUGUGAGCUUGAUGUCCAUUGAAGCUAACACCCAGAUAACAGAAUUAGGCUCAGUUCACCACAUUAACUUAAGACUCAGAAUUGAGGGCAAUGGAUGGGAUGAAUCCUCCUUCCAGGAAGCAGUGAGAAGGCUAGUCGCUGACCUGGCACAAUGAUUUUGAUAUAAUAUUUUCAUAUAUUAAUCACUCUUAUUAAAGUGGUGAUCAGACUAAUUUAGUCCGCGGGCAGCAUCUUGUACUUGAUGGUGGGCUCGUCCUUUCCUUUGCCUCCGUCCAUUUGAUUUCCAUCAUCACUUGAUAUUGAGUUAAAAGUAUGAGUGAUUAUGUGUAAUUUUGAUAGUCAAAGUAAUCAAUUUCUCUACAUAUAAUCGAAUAGUGAUUUUCUAAAUGUAUGACCGUAUAGUUUUGUGGCCCAAAUUGACUGCAAUUUUAUCAAAGGGGAGACUGUGAAAGCAAACCGCCUUUUUUAUUGAGAAAACCAUCCAUAAAUCCAACAUUAAAACAUUGAUAGAUGCAUUGAA
Messenger RNA from Durio zibethinus, 2445 nucleotides. NCBI's taxonomy places the organism in Eukaryota, Viridiplantae, Streptophyta, Magnoliopsida, Malvales, Malvaceae. The record is from RefSeq and is a predicted model, not a curated record.